CAGCCACGCCCGGGCCGCCGUUGCUCACGUUGUCACGCAAUAUUGCUCUCAAUUUCCGACGCUCAGCCAAGGGUGCACAAGUAGUGCAGCCAUUGCGAGAACUAUGCAAUCGAAUGGCGAAUCCGUUAUACAGGCACGCCGGUUCGGUGAACGUGAAAUGAACAGUGUUCAUAUCUGCCGGAAAGCCGGGAAUGGGAAUCCAGAAAGGCCCCAUUGGAGGGUUAAAUCCGAUCUCUGUACAAUAUGGGUCAAGGUUGGAUCUGGUCCGGCCGAAAAAAUGACUGGACUCCCACUUCGACCGAAAAUUUGAUCUUGCAAUUUUUGACCUCUGCUCCCCACCCCGAGGUGUUUCAGAGUGUUGGGUUAGCAUGAGUACCCUAGAAGCGUCGAAAUGAGUGGCCCCCCAAGUGUGGUAGAUGGCGGUUCGGGAUGGAUAGGCACCUCAGAGAGCAACGAAGAAGCUGCAGUCGCUUUGCCAGCUGUGGAUUCCGGUUUUCAUGCAUGGUUGUUUAUUUUCUGUUCUUUUGUGCUUGAAACUCUUGAAUGGUACCUCACCCAUCCGCCCUUCAAUAAAGCUUCACAGGCAUCGAUCAAUGCCAUCGGGACCGUCGUACUUGCGAUCCAGUAUUCUGAAGGCCUUCUUUGUGUCUUUCUCGCGCAGAAGUAUCCAGGGAAAGUAAAGCUCGCGAUGAAAAUUUCCGCAUGCGUCUGCAUGGCAUCCAUGUUGCUGUCCAGCUUUGCCACCGAAGUCUGGCAACUCAUCAUGCUGCAAGGGGUGGUUUACGGGAUAGCUGGCGGCGCGUUGUAUAUGCCCGUCCUCAUCUGGUUUCCAGAAUGGUUUGUAGCUCGGCGAUCACUUGCAGGUUCUCUUAUAUUCGGGGGUUCAGGACGUACUGGUUUCCGCUGGACGGUUAGAAUUUACGGCUUUAUUAUCGGAUCUCUUAGCACUCUCGCGCUGCUUGGAAUCAACCUCGAAUUUCUUGCAUAUCUUUCUGUUUCUCUCUACAUUCCAUCAUAUGCAUCCUCCUUGGGAUACUCCCGCAUGGCUGGAACCCUAAGUCUCUCUGCCUUCAAUAUGGCAAGCGUCGUGGGUCAAAUACUGAUCGGCUACCACUGUGACAAACGGCCAUACCCUGGUAUCAUGGUCAUUACCGGCUUACUCUCCGCUGGAGGGUUUACCUCAAUCUGGACACCCGCAUGCAGCGAGGUCUCAAGUUCCCAGCCUUCAGUGCCAUUCAUGUUCUUCUCCGCUGUGAAAGGAGUUUCCGCGGUGUGCGGACCGAUGAUCGCUGCAGCACUACAUCCCAUCUAUUUGGAACCCAUCGCAUCACAUUCGACAAAAGCAUGGGGAGGCCAUGGUAUCACAAUUUUUGUAGGGAGCAUGAUGGUAGCGACAACUAUUGGGGGUGUGUUGUCUGCUGCCAUAAGGGGAUAGUCGUGUUGUAUCACCGUUUGCAUAUAUUCUUCCAAUUGUGUAGGCAUGGUUGUUUGUUGUCCGUUGAACCAGUAUUUGGGCUUCCUUGAGUCCAUAUAGAUGAAGCGUUUAGCCGUUGUCCCGUUGUCCCGUGGAAAUAAGGUCUGACACGCACGGCUCGCAGAUCGACGAGCAGUUGCUUCCUCACCUGUUGCUUUUCGUCACUAGCUGUGAACCUUGCA
Cantharellus anzutake is the source of this 1656-nucleotide messenger RNA. RefSeq names its product major facilitator superfamily domain-containing protein. The coding region runs from base 392 to 1435 and encodes 347 amino acids. Gene Ontology annotation, cellular component: fungal-type vacuole membrane. NCBI's taxonomy places the organism in Eukaryota, Fungi, Basidiomycota, Agaricomycetes, Cantharellales, Hydnaceae. The record is from RefSeq and is a predicted model, not a curated record. The transcript has 11 exons.